Molecule: messenger RNA, 1337 nt
Organism: Truncatella angustata
Lineage: Eukaryota; Fungi; Ascomycota; Sordariomycetes; Amphisphaeriales; Sporocadaceae
Product: mitochondrial 37S ribosomal protein S8
Exons: 1
Coding region: 458-958 (166 amino acids)
Biological process (GO): translation
Cellular component (GO): ribosome
Molecular function (GO): structural constituent of ribosome
Source: RefSeq, a predicted model, not a curated record
AGGGGCUCUUGGUUCUUGUUUUAGCGGGCCGGUCGCGCUUUCCUUUGCUGGGCUGCUGGGAGAAAACUCUCGGGUGGUGACUUUUUCCGCUAGUCUCAGUCUAGCCUUUCCAGAAAUUCAUUCUGGGACCUGGAUCCGGGGAUAGCUUCAAGGCACAGUCGAGCCAGUCGAGGAGAAACGAGCGUACAGCAGCAUUCAGUCAGCCACCGCACCGACAGCCCUUGCCCGCAGUCCGCAGAUCCCCAGUCGUCUGCACCGCGCACGAACCGACACGCCCUCCGACGCGGCCCCUUUUGCGGAAGCGAGACCUCCAGCAGAGCAAGUCCGCAGCGCAGCAGCAGCUGUCCCUGCCAGAACGCCCAUCCGGGGAGGGGCACAACCUCUCAAGUUCUCAUCCCGCCCGAAGCCGACCGUCGCGCGGCCGCUUUCCCCCCAAUUUCCUCCCUCGCCAGAAAAAAUGACGCUCCAGCACCUCGCCCACCUGUGCUCGCACCUCCAGAACGCCUCCAAGGCGCGGCUCGGCCUGACCUCGACGCCGUGGAACACGGCCAACCUGUCGCUGCUGCUCUCGCUGCAGAAGACGGGGUUCCUGUCGUUCGUGACGCGGGGCGGCGCGGUGCCGCCGGACCCCGCGGCGCUGUCCACGUACGAGCCGGAGCCGCUGAACACGUCGACGGUGGCGCGCCAGCGCCUGUGGGUCGGGCUCAAGUACAGCAACAACGAACCCGUCAUGCGCAGCCUCCGCGUCAUCAGCAAGCCCACGCGGCCCGUGACCGCCCAGCUCGACCACCUCGAGAGGCUCGCCCGCGGCUGGGACGCCGGCCCCACCAGGCUCAUACAGCAGGGCCUCAACCUCGGCGAGUGCAUGUACGUGUCGACGCCGCGGGGCGUCAUGGAGGUCCGCGAGGCCGUGGAGAGGAAGAUGGGCGGGCUCUUGUUGUGCCGGGUGAGCCCGUAAUAGGGGUCCUCUGCGGCGGGUUCUGAGCUGGGUUGAGUUGAGCGAGCGGAGCAGAGCAAAGAUUUUUUCGGAAGCCGUGCUGUUCUGGGCGACGAGCAAAGGAAUAGGGGAAGAUUGUAUGAUAGUAAAAGAAGAGGCAGCAUAUCUCACGAGAGGCCCUAGACGUCAUCGACAGCCACUUGUGGGAGUGUUCUCAUCCUGGGCUCGACUAGGUCUUGCCUAGGUCUCGCCGAGCUCAAGGAAUCUGAACCGGCCUGUCCAAGGCUCGAGGUUGAGGCUUUGUACCGACUUUUGUACAACGAUUACAUCAAUGUAAUAUACACAACCAUGAAGAAAAAGAAAAAAAGAAGAAGAAAAGACCUCAUUUGACAUAUUCACA